AUGGCUUCCACUCCUACCACCACUGCUCCGGUCAAGCGGGCUUGCGAUAGCUGUCACAGAAGAAAAGUAAAGUGCAUUGGCGAAGGCACGGCCCCUUGCAAAAACUGCGUCUCUGCUGGCCUUGCAUGCACAUACAAUGCCAUCCCACAGAAGAAAGGACCUAAAGGCAGUCGUGCCAAAGUCCUGUCCGAACUUCGCGAAACACAACGCAAUGCCCAACUUGCUGCCGGAUUCCCAACUGACCUUGGCUUCGAUGGCCGGUCACUAUCCUCGACAUUCGCUCGCACGCCGGGCCUCAUGCCCCCCGCUCUCGUUGAGAGUUGCAUAGAAUACUUCUUCGCCCAUGUCUACCCCUCCGAACCCGUCUUGCACCGCCAAAGAGCGCAAGAAGCCGCCGUUGGUAUGGACCGCUCCACCGAGGCGUAUUGCAUGGUAGUCGCACUAUGCGCAUACGUCAUGAUCCAGGCCAACCACAAACCACCCGUCAACGUCCUACCACGACCAGAGAUGGCCCACAUGUCAAACGUUGGCAUCGGCCAUGUCCUACUGGAAGAGUCCGUCCGUGUGCGACAAGGCUACGACCACCGCGAGAACCCCUCCCAGAUGAGCGUGCUCACUUCAUGGUUCUACUGUGGUUGCUACUUUGGACUUGCGCGCGAGAACACAGCAUGGGCAUACCUCCGGGAAGCCACCACACAAGCGCAACUGCUAGGCAUGCACGACGAGGAGACUUACAAACACGACCCUCUGGAUAUCUCGCGCAAGCGCGUCCUAUACUGGCUCCUCUUUAUCGCCGAGAGGACUUAUGCCCUACACAAACACCGCCCAAUCACAUUAUACCCCACCAUCCACCCUCCUUCGCUGGACGAGGUCCCCUCCGAUCGACCCAUUGCCGUUGGCCUGGAACUUAUGAUCAACAUGUUCAAGAUUAUCGACGACACAUACAUCAACCUCUGGAACCGAGUGCACAACACACAUGCAAGCGCUGCAUGGAUUACGCAAAUCCAAACCCAACUCUCCGAGGCGGUACCAGCAUACUUCGAGUGCACAGAGGUCCAGGAAGUCCAGAUUCGCAUAACUCAACAAUGGCUGCGAUCGCAGACAUGGCAGCUAAGUGUCUGCCAGGGUCUUGUGAGCAGCGUCUCCAACGACAUCCCGCUCACAUUCAAAUACCCAAUCGAAAUCGCGAGGGACCUCCUCACAAUUUCGCAUCAAUUCUCGCAACAAGCCAUGGAGAUGCACGGCGUCGGACUGAUCGAGAAGCUAUUCGACAUUGCGUGUUGUCUAGCAGAUGUCGUUGCAUGCACAUCGUUUUCGCCUGAUGCAUUCGCUUUGGGCCCUCGCGACUAUGUAUCGCGAUUCCUCACUCUGAUAUCGACUCUUCGUGGAGGACAGACUCGAUACCUCCCUCUUCUCCUCACCAAGCUCUCUGAAGUCCUCCCGAACCUUCCGCUUCCCCGGUCUCUGAACCUCCCCCAGACGGUUCCCGCUUCGACGCUCGGCUUAAAUUCUACUGGCUCGGGCACACUUCCCUCCAAUGUCGCCGACGACUACUCGGCAAACCCGAACGCAACGUCGCCCUCGUAUCCUAACAACGAUCUGAUUCGUCGACUGGCCGCGCAGACUGGAGCCCAACUCCCUUUCAAUACGACCCAGCAUUCCAUGGUCAAUGUACCUACCACGCACGUAGGCGACAUGUCCCUGUACGACUCCUCCCACAGUGCAGCGCAUUCCCACUCUUCUAGCUCUGCUCCAAGGAGCACUUCCACGACACCAGGCCCAUACGAGACUCCAAUGGCACAACGGGGGUCGCAACUCGUAGGUCAUCCGACCAUGCAAUUACCCACUUCGCACGGCCACAUGCAGAGCCAUCACAUGGGCGUUAAUGCUACAGCUUACGACCCACGGUUUUCUAUUCAGAGUUACCCAGUCGACCCUAUGAUGUACAAGCAAUAG
Messenger RNA from Alternaria ventricosa, 1956 nucleotides. RefSeq lists its product as uncharacterized. Bases 1 to 1956 code for a protein of 651 amino acids. Gene Ontology annotation, molecular function: DNA binding; zinc ion binding; DNA-binding transcription factor activity, RNA polymerase II-specific. Gene Ontology annotation, biological process: DNA-templated transcription; regulation of DNA-templated transcription. Lineage: Eukaryota; Fungi; Ascomycota; Dothideomycetes; Pleosporales; Pleosporaceae. The transcript is spliced from 4 exons. The record is from RefSeq and is a predicted model, not a curated record.